AUGACUUCAUCAUUGGUGCUCCUUCUUGUCCCGUUGGCUCUUUCGGCCAUCGAACGAGGAGAAGCGGCGUUUGGGAACACGUCGAAGAUCUUUGAGAUUCCCGGACUCGAGGUGAUGGCCUCGGACAAGUACCCGCACUUUACCACCAUCGAAACGGUCAGCAGGACCAAGGUGAGACGCUUUCCCAAAGAAAGUAUUGUAUUCAAAAGCCGUCAAGGGUCAUGUGUUUUUAAUCAAUUUCAUCAUGAUUAUCACACCCUGUAGCCAGUUGGAUAGCCAGUGUUUUCGAUUUCCCCCUUCCUCCUUUGCCCUCUCCCCGCAUGCACAUCUAUGCACUCUUUCGCCCCUCCGAACCGCAGCAGCGUGGCGCAGUGGAAGCGUGCUGGGCCCAUAACCCAGAGGUCGGUGGAUCGAAACCACUCGCUGCUAGACCGUUUUUUGCAAUUUUCCAUUUCCAAUGUUUCCCAAUUUGCAGGUGCAUCGACAUCGUCGCGAGGUGAUCGCAGGUCCGAUCUACGACUGGAACUCGUACGAGAUUCCAUUUCAAAUUUGGGGUGGCGAUUGUAAGUUGGCCAGCCGAGUCGGGAAGCUUUUCACUUUUUGCAGAUGAGAUUCUUAUGCAAUCUCUAUCUAUUCGCAGUACAGUAAGAAGCUUAGGCGGUUGCGCACACACACACACACACCGAUUAUGUGGUUUUUGCGCAGGCAUCAUUCGCAGAGAGAGAGAGAGAGAGAGUUUGGCAGAUGAAGUGAAAGUAUUUCUGUGAAGGGCAACGUGGCCAAAGCGGCGACGCAGACACCCCGAAUCACGCGUAUUAAAAGUGUUAUGAGAUGAGGAAGUAGCCCUGGAAACUGCAUCAGAAUCCCCCGCGGCGGGGACAAUCUGGAGUUGAGUCUGGAAUUAUUAGAGAAAAAAAGGGAUCCGAUCCGAGUUCAAUGACCGAACGAAAACCGAAAGUCAGCUGCAGUGCGGGUCGGCCUUGUCACGGCUUGCAACACACGGAAAAACUUGUCGUUUCGUUUUCGUUUCACAUAAUUAACCCGCCAGUCCACACACACACGCACACAAACGUUUUACGCCAUUUUUCCGGCCGAUUUGGCGAUGAACUCGGGAAUGGCAUUUAUUUUGGGAAGGGAAAGGUUUCCCGAGACGAACUUGUUCAAUUUUGCAGAUAACUUUCAAAGUCUGAUCCGACGAGGCAUUCGCAUGUGGGAGGACUCCACGUGUCUCAGGUUCCGCGAGAAUAUGCAGGUGAGUGGGUACGAUGGUUUGAAAAAUUUGUUAAAAAAACAUUUCGAAAAAAAAACAACGACACUCCGAAGUAACGGAACUGCGCCUUGUUUAGCAUGUUCGAGAAUUUCUUGAAAAAUUUGUGGGGCUAUUCAGCGUAUGUUUGUUUUCCGUUUUUUUCGUUUUUUUUACAUCGCUGAAUUGGAUUUUUUGACGUAAAAAAACGAAAAAAAACGGAAAACAAUCAUUUUUUCACAGCCUGAAUAAUCCCAUAAAUCACGUUUUUUCCCAAAAAAAAAGUUCAAUAAUACUGAUUUCAGAGCCGCGACGCAAUCCGAUACGUUCUCGAGAAAGGAGACAGUUGCUUCACAGAGUACAUCGGCCGAAACGGAGGGCAUCAGGACAUCAUCAUCGGUUCCGAAUGCGCCGAAGAGUACGUGGUCGCCCACGAGACAGGCCACGCCCUCGGCUUCUGGCACACUCACCAGAGGCCCGACAGGGACCGGCACAUCUCGAUCAAUUGGAAGAACGUGAUGGAGGAGGCGACCGCCUCGUUCAUGCCGUUCCGGUCGAUGCUCCAAGCGUUCGGCAUCCGACAGGUCUCGCCACGAAGAAUUCCGUACGAUUACGGUAGUCUCAUGCAUUACCACGCAGUCGCGCACGCCGUCAAAGUCUCCGAUUUCACGAUUGUGCCGAAAGAGCUCAAGUACGUGACCACGAUGGGAACGGAGAAGAUGGCGUUCCUGGAUGCGAAGGUCAUCAAUGAUAUCUACUGUCCAAGUGAGUUGAGCUACUGUUUUCGUCUGCAUAAUCGCUUGAUUUUCAGGCGCGUGUCAGGGAAGAAACACGUUGAACUGUCUGGCCGGAGGAUAUCCGGAUCCGAACAACUGCAACGUCUGCAGGUGUCCGGAAGGACUCGGAGGAGCCGAUUGCGGCAGACUUCAGCCAUCACGUGGGUUCCCUUUUUAAGAUCUGUAUUCAAGUGUUUAGUUUCAGCGUGCGGGGGUGAAAUCCACGCGUCCGAUCAGUGGCAGACACUUUCGAGCCCUCAAGGACGGGAUGUCCACUGCUACUGGAGGAUCUCCGUGAGUCGGAUCACUCCAUCUCAAACGAAAGUCUUGAUUUCAGGUACCGGAAGGCUCGCGGGUCCGUUUCCGUCUCUCGGACGGAGAGUUUCCGUGUUCGUACGGAUGUCAGUCGUACGUGGAGAUCAAGCAUAAGCUGGAUGUGAGGCUUACUGGAUUCAGGAGGUGAGUGUCUCGUUUCAUUGUCUCGAGAAGCCAUGAAAGUGGCCAUAAGUGUUCGCAUCGAAUACCGUAAUUCCGUUUAUUCAAAACAAUAUAUCGCAGCUGCCAUUAGAGAUAUCGAAAAGUUGUUGUCGCAUAAAAUGUUCAACGAGACAUUGUGCACAUUUUAUCAGUUGACAACUUUUUUAUAUCUCUAGCGGUAGCUGAGAUACAUCGCUCUGAAUGGACAGUAUUGGGUCGAUCUUCCAGUCUAUGUAUGAGCAUACCCAGGGCUGGGCAAUUGGCCGGCCCUUGACUUGGACUUUUGAACCACUUGCAAUAUUCCGAUCGGACCCAAACUUUGCAGACUUCUUGGACAUGGGUUGAAGCAUAUUGGGACCAAGUUUCAGCCCGAUCGGAUUAUUUGGUCCCGAGAAAUGUGGAUCAUUGGCCGAAAUUGGCCGGAAGCCCGGGCUUUUUGAAAAAAAUCGGCCAAUGAUCCACAUAUCUCGGGACCCGACGAUCCGAUCGGGCUGAAAUUUGAACCUAAUGGCCCUCAAACCAAGUCCAACAAUCCUGCAAAAUUUGGGUCCGAUCGGAAUAUUGCAAGUGGUUCAAAAGUCCAGGUCAAGGGCCGGCCAAUUGCCCAGCCCUGAGCAUACCGUAACCUCCUUCAACUUUCAGUUGCUGCUACCGUCCCAAGGAAGACACCGUCUCCGAAUCCAAUCAAAUAUUUGUGAUCUACCACCCGAACGGUCGCACCGCCCGAUUCUCGCUCAGGUUCCGACGACAAGCCUGA
This is a messenger RNA of Caenorhabditis sp. 36 PRJEB53466, 3256 nucleotides long. The record is from the annotation of a GenBank genome assembly. Lineage: Eukaryota; Metazoa; Nematoda; Chromadorea; Rhabditida; Rhabditidae.